AACGACGAGCUCAUCUGGCAGUCGCUGAACGGGAACUUCUGCUCCUUCAAGAGCACGGUGUCGAAGACCCACAACUUCUGCCGCAACGAGCAGAACGUCACGGGCCUCUGCAACAAGAGCGCGUGCCCGCUCGCGAACUCGCGCUACGCGACGAUCCGGGAGAUCGAGGGCCGCUGCUACCUCAUGAUCAAGACCAUCGAGCGCGCGCACAUGCCCAAGAAGCUCUGGCAGAAGAUCAAGCUCCCCCGGAACUACGCGAAGGCGCUCGCCGUCGUGACGGAGGAGCUCGAGCACUUCCCCAAGUUCCUCCAGCACCGGAACAAGCAGCGCCUCACGCGCAUCUACCAGUACCUCAUCCGCAUGCGCAAGCUCGCGCUCCGGAGCCGGCCCCACAUGGCCGUCGUCCACAAGAAGGUCGAGCGCCGCGAGAACCGGAAGGAGGUCAAGGCGCUCGUCGCCGCGAAGCUCAACAAGUCCAUCGAGAGCGAGCUGCUCCAGCGGCUCAAGCAGGGCACCUACGGCGACAUCUACAACUUCCCCGAGAUGCACUACAACGCGGCCCUCGACUCCGCGCAGGAUUUGGAGCUCGCGGAGAUGGAGGCCGAGUACGAGGACGAGGAGGAGGAGGAGCGCCUCGUCGAGUACAUCGAGGCCGCCGAGGACUUCGAGAGCGACAUGGAGGACCUGGAGGACGUC
Molecule: messenger RNA, 696 nt
Organism: Aureococcus anophagefferens
Lineage: Eukaryota; Pelagophyceae; Pelagomonadales; Pelagomonadaceae
Exons: 1
Biological process (GO): maturation of LSU-rRNA; maturation of 5.8S rRNA
Cellular component (GO): preribosome, large subunit precursor; nucleolus
Source: RefSeq, a predicted model, not a curated record